GGGAACGGGGCCGGGACCCCGCGGGGCCGGGGCGGCGGCGGGAGGCCUGGGAGGGCACGGCAUGGUACGGCACGGCAGGGCGCUGUCACCGCCGACAGGCCUGUGCCAGGCGCGGGGAGGGAGCCGGGGACGGGCCCUGGGCAGGGCCCGGCCCGGGAACCGGAGAGGUGGAGCGCUGCGAUGCCGUUCGGUGGGAGAACAGCGGGAGCGGUGCCAGCCUUCGCGGGAGGGGAGGGAAACGGGGACGCGGCCGCCCUGCUGACAGGGCAUUGGUAAGUGAGCGGCUUUGAACGUGCUUCCUAGGAGAAAACAAGGUUGGUCACCUCCUCCUGAGAUACUCGGAGCAAUGUCCUACGUUUUUGUGAACGACUCCUCCCAGACAAAUGUGCCGCUGCUGCAGGCUUGUAUUGAUGGAGAUUUUAACUAUUCCAAACGACUCUUAGAGAGUGGUUUCGACCCAAAUAUUCGUGACAGCCGAGGCCGAACUGGCCUUCACUUGGCUGCAGCCAGAGGAAAUGUAGACAUCUGUCAGCUCUUGCAUAAAUUUGGUGCUGACCUACUAGCCACUGAUUACCAGGGUAACACAGCCCUUCACCUGUGUGGGCAUGUCGAUACCAUCCAGUUCCUAGUUUCUAAUGGACUUAAAAUUGAUAUUUGCAACCACCAAGGUGCAACACCCCUUGUUCUUGCCAAACGAAGGGGUGUGAAUAAAGAUGUGAUUAGACUGCUGGAAUCUUUAGAGGAGCAAGAGGUGAAAGGAUUUAACAGAGGAGCUCACUCAAAGCUGGAGACAAUGCAAACGGCUGAAAGUGAAAGUGCAAUGGAAAGCCAUUCCCUUCUUAAUCCAAACCUACAGCAAGGUGAAGGAGUUCUUUCCAGUUUCCGCACAACAUGGCAAGAAUUUGUGGAAGACCUGGGCUUCUGGAGGGUGCUGCUCCUCAUCAUUGUCAUUGCUCUUCUGUCCCUUGGAAUAGCAUAUUAUGUUAGUGGGGUACUUCCUUUUGUAGAAAACCAGCCUGAACUGGUGCACUGAAGCAAAUGCAAAGAAUACGGUGUCCUUUUUCCUGUUCUAAUCUAAUCUUAUUUUCAGCUUGGAAUUAUUCUCAUGGUGCAGACAGUGGCAGCUGUAUAUACUGUUUGCCUUUUGUACUUACUCUUAACCCCUUUGAAAGAGGGAUUAAUUAAUUUCAAGUAAAACACUAAAUUCUAAAGCAUUCCUAAGCUACCUCUGACUUGCCUUGACUUGCAAGCAAGAUGUGAAGAUAGUCCUCUCUGGUAAAAUAUUGUCAUUAGAAAAGGCCUUUCAUUAUGAAUAUUAAAUUCCAUAUGAAAAAUAUAUACUAGUACAGAACCAAAUUUGGUUUAUUUUUCCUAUGAAGAGAGGUAAAUCUAUUGGAUUUUUUGUAGGUGCUUCAGUUGUAAGAAAAAUACUCUUAAAAGUCCUCCUCAAGAAAUCUCAGUAAUGUAAUAACACAUCCUGAUAUAUAGAUGGCGAUAAGCUGCGACUCCAUAGUUAUUUUAAUGCCUCUCCAUAGUUUCGUAUCUGCUAGUUUAUAAAAAGAAUGAGAAAUAGUUUGAGUUUUACUAUGUCUCUGAUGUGUAAAUCACUCCUUUAUUUAUUAGAUUAAUGCAGUGUGUCUUCUCCAGAUGAAUUUAAUGUUGUUAAUACCUGCCUGAAGUGAAUUUUGUAGAAUAAAACUGUUGUUGUGCUUUGGAAGAAGCCUUGGGCUGAAAAUUUUGCAUUUUUGUUGAAAUGUUGCUAAACAAACCUUUCUUUGUAAGGGUAAUUAAAAAGUGAUUUAGGUGUUCUGCCAUGUAUAUAAUAAUUCUGUAAGGUCAUUGUGAAAUAUAUCGUGAAGGAUAACUUCUUCUUCCUCCCACAAGGAUCAGACUGAACCAUGUAAUUGUAUUUUCAUGUUUGUGGAGAGAACUUGAUUGAAUAGAAUUCCUUUCUAGAAUUGUUUUCCAUUUCACUUGCUUUCAGACAGAACCUCCAGGCUUAUGAAUUAUUUUCUGAGUCUGCAGAAUAAAGGUAUUUAAAAUACUAAUAUUUAGGAACAUUGUAUGAAAUUAAAUCUUGAUCCAUUCUGCACUUGGCUGUGAAGCCCUUUGUUGUAAAUAACCUGGGGAUACGAAUCCAUUAGAUAUUCCUUUAUGAAGACUAAAAAGGUAUUGCAUAGUAAGUUGAAGGUUUUCAAAGAAAGUGUAUCCUCUCUCUCCAUGCUGAUUAGACGUUUAAUUCUCUUUUGCCAUUGCCUUGAAAAUCCCAAACAAAAUUAAUUAUGUGAGCCUAAGGCAUCAAUUUUUAUUUUUUUAAUUAGCCCUCUUUGGUUGUUACUAAAUAACAUAAAACAUUUAUUGUACAUUUAAAUGUAACCUACAUGUUUCUGUUCUGGUACCAUGUAUAAUUUUCUUUCUUGUUUAUUGGUUUGAAUUAAGUGGUUUGUUGUCUUUGUUUUGAUGCGUGACAUGGGUUUUGCUGGAGCUGGGCCCCAUUCUAGAUUGCAUCUGAAUAAAUCUUGAUAUUAAUUCUUAAGUUAGACUUUAAUGACACAGUACUUUUUUAGCAGCACAAUGCUGCAGAAACAAAAGCAUCUUAAAAAAACAAAAAAUGAGAACAUAAUCCUCCUCUGAGUAUUUCACUUACGGUACCAUUGUUCACAAACAGAUAAAUAUAAACUCAUCAUAUACCUAAAUUACAUUUACUUGUCUAAAUAAGUACAUUUCUGUUAAUAAUACCAUGCAUCUUGAUUAAUGAUGUUGUCUUUCAGUAUGUAUUAUCUGCAUAAUUUGUAACUGUAUUCUCUGUAUGGGUGAAUGCCACAAAUAAAUACAUGGAGUAAA
Poecile atricapillus (Black-capped chickadee) is the source of this 2844-nucleotide messenger RNA. It is a transcript of the gene ANKRD46, whose product is annotated as ankyrin repeat domain 46. The record is from RefSeq and is a predicted model, not a curated record. Gene Ontology annotation, molecular function: protein binding. The transcript is spliced from 4 exons. Lineage: Eukaryota; Metazoa; Chordata; Aves; Passeriformes; Paridae. Bases 347 to 1033 code for a protein of 228 amino acids.